Eleginops maclovinus (Patagonian blennie) is the source of this 2538-nucleotide messenger RNA. RefSeq names its product FXYD domain containing ion transport regulator 5 (gene fxyd5). The transcript has 10 exons. Gene Ontology annotation, biological process: regulation of sodium ion transmembrane transporter activity. The coding region runs from base 144 to 833 and encodes 229 amino acids. Gene Ontology annotation, cellular component: membrane. The record is from RefSeq and is a predicted model, not a curated record. Gene Ontology annotation, molecular function: sodium channel regulator activity. Lineage: Eukaryota; Metazoa; Chordata; Actinopteri; Perciformes; Eleginopidae.
GAGAUCUGUGCAGAGCGAGUGAGAGUGCAAGAAUAGGAGGCAGAGAACAAGAAGGGGGAGGCCAUGACAUGAGCUAGAGUGGGUGAGCGAGAGACUGAAACAGAGUUCAGACAAUUGGAUGAGGAGGUAGAGAUGGUGAGCACAUGGGUGUGGUUGGUCAGCUGUUAGCCCAUCAGCCUUUCCGGAGUGACAUACAGAGGAAAGCAGCCUGGAUGAUGGGGCCAAGGAUGAAUCUCUGGACCCGGGGAGCUCACAGGAUGGAUACUAGGGUGUAUUUUUCAUCUUUGACCUUCAUCCUCUUUGUCAUGUUACAAGUGUCAACAGCUCAGAUUCCCACAACUGCAGAUCAAAUGCAGUCUGUGAGCAACAAUAUGGCAAAAGCAACAACAAUGCCCACUGCUCAUACUCCCACUGGAAGUGGAGUGAAGAGCAGAUUCACCAGAGAGGCUGACACCUCCCCGGAAACUCCCACCAAUAACAGAACCACAAGCCAGCAAAAUAGCACUACCAGCAAACCAGUCAAUGUCAAAACCAUUACAGAAAUUAAGACUACACUAGCUCCCAAUAAGGGCACAACUAAGCAACAAACAAAACCACCAGUGACAUCUUCUCCAUCCAUAACUGAGAAAACCAGGAUCAAUUCAGAUUUUGCCUGGGACCAGAAGCUGGAUGAAAAAUUCACCUAUGAUUAUGAGUCCCUGCGCUAUGCUGGAUUGAUCAUUGCCGCAGUACUUUUCGUCGUUGGCAUCAUGGUCAUUGGCUGUGGCAGGAUCUGUCGGCUGCCCAAGUGUAAAAAGAGGUCAUCUAAAUCUUACCGAGUGGUCCAAGGCUAAAGAGAGAGACCAUGUGUACAAAUAACACAAGUGCUAAGAAAAACUCUACCAAAACCUGACUUUGUGUGUGUUUGUUUGUGUAUGUGUGAACGUGGACUGACUGACUGUAUGAUGCUCGGUAACGACAUUGAAAAACACCCAAUAAACAAAUAGAAAACACAAUCCAUACUCACUUAAGCUUUGUCAAAUGUCAUUUAUAUACUUAGCCCACUGCACUUAAAGUAAAAGUUAAGUAAAGUGAUUAUUUAUCUUGGCAAAUAACGAUGAUAUGAUUCAUUUUUUAAUCACACCUUCAGCCAUGAAGCGGCUGGUUUCUAAUGACCUUUUUUUAUCUUAUAACUGAUAACACAGCCAUUGGCAGUGUCUCACAAGCCAGGAUUAUUAUUAUUAAAGGUUGAAGAAUUACCCCAUAAAACCCUCUGUUUGACAAUCUGGCACAACACUUCAGGAUCUAAAACUGAGAGCUGGGUCACUUUCUCUUCCUGAUAGAUCCUUCAUGCUCUUUACACCUUCAGUCUCGACAAAAAAUGUGAUGUUUAGUAAGGGUGUCUAAGCCUCUUAGUGGCUGUAUGCUUGUAAGUGAGUAAAGCCCUAGAUUAAACAAGAUCCACUGGCGCAUUAUCUUUGCAUCCAUAUAGCUUCAAAAUGAUGCAGACAACAAACUGGGAGAAACCAAGCACAUUUUAUAAAAUAAUUCAUGUCAGUACAGCAUACCUAAGUAAUAUACAGGAGUAUUAACUGUUCUAAUUAGUAUCAGAACAAAAUCAAAUAGAGAGCAGAUAUGCAAACAAUUGAUUCAUGAUAUAUGACUGCGAUUGAUAUACAGCUAUAUAAUAUAUACAUGGUGAAUAAUGAUAUUAAAAAAACAAUGUGAAUGCUUGCACAAAUACAUAAAGUGGGAGUUCUUUCGGAUACACAAAUGCAUUCGAACAUGUGAACAGUACUAUUCUACAUUAAGUCCAAACUUAAAUGUUUUGCUAAUCUAAAAUGCAAAUAUUUCAUAUCAGAGAUUUGGGAAAAAACAUACUCUCACUCGCCACAAAUUUAUUUUUACAAACACUUUAUAAAUGAACAGUAGAGAUAACACAUCACCCCUUAAGUACAUAAAAAGACCAUUUAGCCAAAUACAUAAUGUUUUUUUCUAUGAAGAGACACAUUGCAAAUAUAUAGGUCUGUAAAUCUGUAAAUACAUACAAUAUAUUAUAUUUUAAAUUUAAAAAAAAAGUCAAGACAAACAAAAGAGAGAGACAGUGCACAUGCACACUUAACUACAGGAAUCCUGCAAAUUGUGCAGAUAUGCUUGUAUUUGUAACACGUUUAUGUACUUCUGUUCUCUUUAUUUCUUACCAUGCUUACAUUGUGACACCUUGAUACAGAUCUUUCUUUGUUUGCUAAUGUUUAGUCUCUUUGUACAUGCUUCUUAAGUGCAUUGACCUCAGGGACACCAUAGUCAACCUGAAAACCAGAACAUUUUAAAUUAAAAAUCAAUUUUCCACAUAAAUCCCACUGAGGAAGAAACCAAAAAGCUCAACAUCUAAAUUUGUAGUGUCAGAGCAGAGAGUCUUUACAGGAGGGAAUUACUAAGUAGAGUUUGGUCACAUCGGUAGAACAGGCUCCCAGACUAAAUGUUGUGUUUCUCUUUGGUUUUUUUUCAAAGUCUUUCUGCUUAUUGAAAUAAAUCUUAACAGACAAUACUCUGCUACAA